AUGGCAACGCUGUCGCUUGGAUCUCGUGGCCGCGUGAUUCUCGCAUCGCGAGAUAAAAAACAACAACAAACAUUCACGCGUCAACUGAGCCGACACCUCACCCAUCCCGCAACUCUCCCUCUGGACACUACUCCCAUCUCGCCCCUUUCCUUCCAGAUUAACAGCCAACCUCGCGACUCUGCCACCAGACCCACCGCCAACCUCGACCCUCUCCCUUCAGACCCACUGCCAAUCUCGCCACUCUCCCUUCAGACCCACCGCCAACCUCGACCCUCUCCCUCCAGACCCCACCCACCCACCUCUCCAUUCAGACCCACCGCCAACCUCGCCACUCUCCCUCCAGACCCGCCGCCAACAUCAAUCCUGUCUCUCCAGACCCACCACCAACCUAGCCACUCUCCCUCUAGACCCACCGCCAACCUCAACCCUCUCCCUCCAGACCCACCGCCAACCUCGACCCUCUCCCUACAGUCCCACUACCAACCUCGCCACUCUCCCUCCAGACCCACCCCCAACCUCGCCAUUCUCCCUCCAAACCCAUCGCCAACCUCACCACUCUCCCUCUAG
Messenger RNA from Gigantopelta aegis, 567 nucleotides. RefSeq names its product leucine-rich repeat extensin-like protein 5. Lineage: Eukaryota; Metazoa; Mollusca; Gastropoda; Neomphalida; Peltospiridae. Bases 1 to 567 code for a protein of 188 amino acids. The record is from RefSeq and is a predicted model, not a curated record. The transcript has 2 exons.